AUGGAUGAGACAGGCACGAGAGAGACACUGCCUCCUGCUCGCGGUGAACACGACACAGACUCUCCUGGACGACUGGAUGGAGAAGCGAACCGUCCUGAGGGCGCUUCCAACUCGAUCUCAACCGCGACAGCCGAUCGCGACAAACCUGAGCAACAUGAUACAGACUCUCCUGGACGGUCGAAUAGAGAAGCGAGUGGGAGCAACGGUCCUGGGGGCGCUCCCAACCUGAAUCCAUCCGCGACAGCCGAUCGCGACGAACCUGAGCAACACGCUGACGAGGCUCGCAAGGAUGCUAACGAGGGAGACGGAGAUGCGCAAGGGUCCCAGACGUCACCUCUCCCAUCUCCGACUUUCGACAUCGCGACUUUCGUCCCCGGCUUGUAUCGCGUGCUUGACUUGAUCUUCGAGAGGGGUAGUGGCGGUCUAGUCGACAAGAUCAUCAUCGAGCAGGAGUCUCUCGGUCGUCUCAUCAAUUUCCUGCGGCCCAACGCCUACGCCUCGAUCACAAAGGUCGACUUCUCUGCGCUUGACCAGAUCCAGGUGAAGCCUGUGGGAUUGUACGGAAGCAAGUCAGCCAUCGUCGACUUCCUCCGUCACAAGGGCAUUGUCGACGAAGAGAUAGCUUCGGCCAUGCUCCAGCCCACAGAUUCCUCUGUCGACCCGACCCGACCCGAGCUCCGGUCAGGAAUGUACAUUCACCUCCGAGAAGGUGAAGAGGUGAUGCACGUCAUCUACUGGCCUGAGGACACCACGUGGGACGACGACUGCCUGCCAUCCGUGAGCAGGAAUAGGAUCACGUUCAUGAGAUAUCUCAACAAGAUCUGCGACCAGGUGAUCUGUUUCAUGUCGGACGAGCACGCGAAUGCCAUCAUCUGGCGAGGCGACGACCCCGACAGCGACCAAGAAAGCUUGGAUGAUGAGGACGCCGACCGGCUGUUCACGUUCGAGGUCUCCAAGACCAACGAGCAGGAAGAAGGCGUCACAGUCAGGCCAGGCUUCGAGGUGAGCGGAAUGGGUUCACAUCAAAAGAGAAUUCAAGCCGAUUCCUGUCAGCUCCCCACCCCGAUUCUCUCCGCAAGCAACUCGGAGAAUGCGUCUACUUUAUCUGACGUUCUACGCCCGCGUCUCAUGAGGGGCGAGAUGGCGCAGGGAAUCCUGACAGCGCAGUAUGUUGCAGAGCAACAGAGAGUCAAUCACCUCAGAGAGUCCGUAUCGGAGCAACGCUUGAAGGAUCUGUUGCAGAAGAAAGUGAUUCGAUUGCGCGAGACGCUCUCCUGUCAGGCCCUGGAGAUACUCUUCAAAGCGAAGUAUAGCUUUGACCCGACUCUACAUGACGCCAUCACGCGGUACCGGAGCUCAGUCGCAGAUGUCAAGCGGUCUAUGGCAGAGACACGGAAGAAGGAGCUGGACGCGAUGUUGAAGCGCAUCGACGAAGACAGCGGUCAACUUGCCGCCAGCAUCAAGGAGUCGCUAUCGUCUCAGGUUUUGCAGAAAUUUCCGUACGUAUCGCCUUCCAUUAUAAAUGUGCCCCUUCCUCUGGAUAAUGGUAUGGAUGCCUUUUUAUUGACGCACCUGUGUGUGGCUGAGCCAUACUUAGAAGACAUCCGUGGCCUACGCACCGUGUACGAGGGCGUCGGGCGGUUGAUAGACGAGGUUCUUGCUAUUCAGAAACUCAACGGCGUGACCACGGACAGGUACAAGACUAUCAAGGAGCGCAUCCUCGUACUCGAUUACUUGCUGACCGCUGAUACCGGCAUGAGCGAGAAGGAGCGUGCUGACCUCGUCGUGUCCACACUUCGGGACGGAUAUCCCAAGCCCUGGCAAUCUCGUGCGGGUUGGUCGAGGAAGGUCGUCGGAUUCAUGUUUGGUGGUACAGACUCCUCCACACCACGUACCAUCGAUGUACCCGAAGAUGUCCUCGAUGUCGAUGAUCAGGCCUUCUUCUCACGUCUGCCAUCCAUCGUUGAUCGUUCUCCCCUUCUAGCCGAGCCUGCGGCAAGUGCCACUGAGCUUGCAGCGCAGCAUUUCUCGACCACGAUCAAAAAGGAAGCGCAGGAUCUCUCUAGGCGGAUACGGACUAUCCAACGCGACACGUGCAAAGCUCAAAUCACGCGACAGUCUCAGAUUGACGAGGAGAACCAAUUGGAAGCUUUGCGAGUGGAUAUCUUGGCCACGUUGAGGUCGAGUCCAGAGAGUGUUCAUGCCAAGGAUGUCAUGACAAUCAACGAUAUUGAAGAGGAAGCACAACCAUGUCAGUAUCCCACGUUCUAUAGGGUCGACACAACGAGGGAGACGUACACUGAACCUCAAGUCCGAUAUACGCUACAUCCUCUUGAACUCCGAGAAGACGACACUCACCGUAUGCGAGAGAACGCAAGUCACGUUCCUUCUCCUCAUGUGCGCGCAUCCUCCACAACCUCCUUCAUUUUACCCGUGGAUACAUCCAUCAUUUACGCCCAUUUGCUCCCGCAAGCCCGCUGUCUCUUGAUCACUCGGGACCGCACAGGCGAAGGCAAGGUCUAUUUGUCUAGUACCAUGAACCUCCAGGCGGCGCUCGACAAGCGACCAUCUAAGGAAUUGAAGCGCGACAAGAUCGGCGAGAAUUUCUUGCUUGCUUACGAUGAGAACAAGCGCAUCUUGGCCGUGUGCGGUCUGUCGAACAUGGGUGUAAAUUCUCGCUUGCAGUUGCAUACUUUCGCUUUUGACGAGACAUACACAACGCUUCAAGGCAUGGGAACGCCAGUCAACCUCAGCUCUUGGUAUGAUUCCGACACCGUGGUCAUCAAGCACGUGGAAUUUGUCAGCGGUAGCGAAGAGCUUCUCUUCGUCGAUGACCAAUGUCGUGCACGUAUCUUCUCGCUUGUGACACAGCAAUUUCGCCCCGCUACGCUACAGCUAUUGAACCGGCCCUCAUCAAUUCAUUCAACGCCAGAUGGGUCAUGUUUCUUUGCCAUCGAUGAGCCUACCGAGGACGCCGACACUGUUGCUGUGCGAGCCUUCCACUGGACUAGCUUCGACUCGCCGGAAGGCAUCAAGGUGACCAUACCCAAGAGGUUUCUAGAGGGCUGUGUCGUGACGUCCCUGCUUUCACGCGAGAACGUCUAUCUUUUGGGCAUUGACCACGCCAAUUCUAUGCUAGGAUCUGCCGCCUUCACCAUCACUCGGAGAAUGACGGCUUUUACGUUCAAGGAGAAGGGUGGGACAGCGUCUGGGCGGAAGGAACAGACAACAGUUCACAACUCUCUCAUCGAUUGCCACGCAGCUGUCUGGACGCGAUUCCCCGUCGUUCCUGCGGUCCGUCGGGACACCGUCGUGUCGACGCUGCGCGAGCGCCGCUCGCUCGUCUUUGUCUCGAAAGAGAAUCCUUCAUCUAUCGAGCCUCACUUCUCAACACUCAUCGAGGAGUUCGAGCGCAUGACGCACAAACCCACUGGCGGCGAACUCAAGAACAUACAAAUUCUCGCUCUUUCUCAUGACACUUUCUUCUUGGACAGCUCUCUCGUCCAUGCAUCUACUUUCCGGGCAGGCGAAUGGCUUGUUGAACUCUUGUGCCUGAUACCCAUCCAUAUCGCCAUCACUAGAGACAAUCGUUUUGUGCCGCUGAAGGAUGGAGUCUGGUCUCCUGAUGUCGAACGCUCUCUGCUAGGGGCUGACGUUGCCAAGAUUGUCGACAGCAUUUCCUUUGGCUGGUAUGAGUCGCUCUUCCAGUCGUACAUGGCGAAGAAACCCGUCAAAGUUGUCUCUUCCAUGGGUGAACAGUCCGUAGGCAAGAGUUUCGCACUCAACCACCUUGUGGAUACCUCCUUUGCUGGCUCCGCGAUGCGGACAACGGAGGGCGUGUGGAUGUCUGUCACGCCCACCGACGAGGCCCUCAUUGUUGCUCUUGACUUCGAAGGUGUUCACAGCAUAGAGCGUUCCGCACAAGAAGAUACCCUACUGGUUUUGUUCAACACCGCAAUCUCGAAUUUGGUCCUUUUCCGUAACAAUUUCGCAAUGUCUCGUGACAUCGCCGGGUUAUUUCAGUCUUUCCAGUCUUCCGCUACAGUUCUCGAUCCUGAUGCAAAUCCAAUGCUCUUCCAAUCAACUCUGGUCAUCAUCAUCAAGGACGUUGCUCCUCACGAUACCAAUGAUAUCAAGAAGGAAUUCCACAUGAAGUUCCAGCAGAUCGUUCAAGCUGAACAGGCGAAGAACUUCAUCUCGAGGUUGCACCGAAAUAAGUUGGAUAUCGUGCCUUGGCCCUUGAUGGGGCAAAAACAGUUCUAUACCCUCUUCAGGGUUAUUAAGAAGCGGCUGGACCAGCAAGCCAUUACUCACCAUGGGGGCGCAGUAUUCUUGCAGACGAUGAAGACACUCAUGGCGAAGUUGAAGGCCAAUGACUGGGGUGCAAUGUCUCAAAACCUGGCAGCUCAUCGUGUACAUGUGCUCGUGUCCCUUCUACCCAAUGCGCUUGCCUUUGGCGCCACUGAGGUGGUGCCUGACUUUGAACCCCUGCUAGACUUUGAUACCGCCUCUGUCAUUGAUAUGCAAGACACUACGUCGCGUUUCUAUUUGGGCGAAGGAGGUCCGCAGGGCCAGCCCGAGAGCUGCGAUGAGGUUCUUCGUGGCAUAUGCGAAUCAUUUGACGAAGAUGGUACUCGCUUCUCCCAGCCGGAGGCAGAUUGGAAACAGUCCCUUCAGACAUUCCUGGACCAUCUAGUGGACAUCCGGGUCGAGCACGUGCGAGGCUGGCUGAACGCUAACACGUCCAAAUUCGGUUCCACCCACUCUGAAGUGCAACAACUGUUCCGGACAUUCGACACAGCUGUCAUCGACCUCAAGAGUAGUGUUCGAAUGUGCAGUAUCCAAUGCGGCUCCUGCAAUCUCAGUUGUAUCCUCGGACGGCACCAUGAGGGACAGCACAGUUGUCGAACCGACCACCGUUGCGUACAUGUGUGUGAGUUCAAAGGAGCUGAUCAUGGGGAAACAGAGCCAUGUGGGCUUCCAGCUGGUCAUCCGGGAUCCCAUCUCUGCGACGUAACCGCCCAUUUGUGUGGACAACCUUGCAAGCUCAGUAGCAAGAAAGGCUGUCAGAAGGAGUGUAUUAAGAUGGCCGAUCACACAGACGGAGAGCACAUGUGUUCUGCAACCUCGCAUGAAUGUGGGAUGCCGUGCAGUCUCGCUACUAUCCGCCUCCACAACGGGUGGGUUUAUAACUGUGAAGGACGGUGCCGUAUCCCAAGCGAUCUUCCUCACAACGAGCAUCGUUGUGAGAACACGCAAUGCACCAUUGAUUGCCAGUUGUGCAAGCGGCUCUGCUCUGAGCAUGAUCACCUGCAUGGUCUUGACUCUGAUGCCGUCCACCUUUGCGGGCAAGAGCAUCCAUGUGCUGCAUUGUGUCAAGAAGGAGUGUGUCAUGUGGACACGGCACCACAAUCAGUCGAAGCAACAUUCACUGGUAGGCAUGAAAGCUUCCAAUACACCAAGGUUUGUCCCCUCAUGAAGCGCCUCCCCUGCGUAAUCCCCAUCGCUGCAGGUGAGGUCAAGCAUGGAGGCAAGCAUAGGCACGACAUGGGUCCCAAUCCCUUCCACUACUGUCAGGAGCAGUGUCCAGACUGUGGCUACUUUUGCACUCUGCCUCUGGGCCACCCACAACAAGAACAUGAGACUAGCCAUGGCUCCAUGUCGAGAACCAAAUGGGCCGUCGACGGCGUGGAUGGCACUGUGCUUGAAGUGAAUGGCCGCAAAUUCGGUUCCAACGAUGAUGGCGCACCAAUGCUCUGCUCAAUGUACUGUCGGUCCAUGGGUCGUCAUGUUCACGUAGAUUGGUGUCGUGCUGAUGAUCCUUCGAAAUGCGAUGGACCUGAGCAUGAACACAUCAAGGCGCUUAUGCUGCCGAAGAGGAACAAGGCCAAGGAUUGGAUCACUCACAGCUUGUAUUGGAAACGUACGGAUCCAUAUUCGCAGGAAGAUCAAGCCGAGUUCGCCAGAUGCGAUAGAAUGUGCGGUGGCCCCGAACAUGAUUCCAUGACUCACGCCGGGGCCAAAGUCUCCUACUGCACUUUGCCCAUCCUCCAUCGUCGCCAGCCACUUGACCAGGUGCCCGCCAAUGGCUUGGGGUAUGUAUCCAAUGACGGCCACGCUUUCUCAUGUCGGAAUCCAGCCGUACUCCGUCAAGCAUUCCAUGUCAUCUUCGCCAUUGACAGAUCGGGUUCUAUGAGCGCCGGGGAUCGUCGACCACUUGACAACACUCCGACAACGCAGCUCAUCCGCAGAAGUCAUAACAACCGACUUGGAGCUGCCUAUUCUUCCCUUCAUGGUUUUUGGGAGGCGCGACACCGUGCGGUCGCCGUCAACGGGGGCAACGCCCGGAGAGACGCAUACUCGGUGAUCCUGUUUGAUCACAGCGUCACUACCGUAGUCACACACGACUUCAACAGUUCGCCAACUGAACUCCUGAACGCUGUGUUGCGCUACAGGACAGAUGGAGGGACAAAUUUCACAUUGGCUAUAGAGACAGCUCGAGCGUGCAUGGAGAGGCACUGGAGUACUGAGCGCGUGCCUGUGGUCAUCUUCCUCUCGGAUGGAGAAUGUGGGAUUGCAGACGAGACUAUGCAGGAUCUCUGCAGGCGGUCGAUCGCUCUUGGAAAACCACUGUCCUUCCACGCCGUCUCGUUUGGUCCUAAUUCUGGUAUCAUGCAACGUAUGGCUCAGAUUGCUCGAGACGUCGAGAGUGGGGCUCCGCAAGACCCGUUGAAUCCGCAUGCUGGUGUACCUUCGUCAUACAAUCAGGCCUUAGACACGGUCCGGCUCGCAGAAACGUUCCUUGGUAUCGCGGAGUCCCUGACUAAACCUAGGGGUGCUCUGUUCCGUGGAUGA
Molecule: messenger RNA, 6855 nt
Organism: Dichomitus squalens LYAD-421 SS1
Lineage: Eukaryota; Fungi; Basidiomycota; Agaricomycetes; Polyporales; Polyporaceae
Exons: 37
Coding region: 1-6855 (2284 amino acids)
Molecular function (GO): GTP binding; GTPase activity
Source: RefSeq, a predicted model, not a curated record